This is a messenger RNA of Cherax quadricarinatus, 3523 nucleotides long. It is a transcript of the gene Taf12, whose product is annotated as TATA-box binding protein associated factor 12. Gene Ontology annotation, cellular component: SAGA complex; SLIK (SAGA-like) complex; transcription factor TFIID complex. NCBI's taxonomy places the organism in Eukaryota, Metazoa, Arthropoda, Malacostraca, Decapoda, Parastacidae. Gene Ontology annotation, molecular function: TBP-class protein binding; protein heterodimerization activity; DNA binding. Gene Ontology annotation, biological process: DNA-templated transcription initiation; RNA polymerase II preinitiation complex assembly. The record is from RefSeq and is a predicted model, not a curated record.
CACUAUUUUCUAAAAGUGUAUUACCCAGCGACAUUAUUUACAAACUGGAGCAGCUGAGAGCAGGUCGCUUCUGAGAUUGUGUAAACUUGUGAAGUGGAACAUCUGCCGAGGUGCAUCAUGUCCCAACAGGUUCAGCAGGUAGUUGGUGGGCAGGUCAUGCAAGGUCAGAUGGUUCAAGUGCAAGGUCAAGUCGUUUCGGGCACACAAGUUGUUAACAGUGCAGGUCAAGUGGUGAUGUCAACUGCCUCUGGCCUGACAAGCAUUAGUGGUCAACAGUUGGUAACACAGUUGGUGCCAGGUCAGACUAUGCAAGGCCAGGUGGUACACCAAGCCACAGCCCCACUUGGUGUUGCUACAACUCUUGCUUCUGGCCUCACUCAGGGACAGGUUGUCAAUGCACAAACUGUGACGGGUGUGCAACAAGUGGUACAAGGCCAGCAGAUACAAACAGUAAACAGUCAGGUAGCUCAGCCAAACAUGGUCGCAGCAGCUACAGCCACGCAGGUUAAGACAACAGGCCCCAACCAGGCAGUCCCAGUUCCAGCUGCAUCCACCAAUGCCACAGCUGAUACCACAGCACCAGUUCUUAACAAACAGAGAAUUACCGAAUUGGUCAGAGAAGUUGAUCCCAAUGAACAGCUAGAAGAAGAAGUGGAAGAAAUGCUUUUGUCCAUUGCUGAUGAUUUUAUAGAGUCAACUGUCAAUGCAGCAUGUCGUCUGGCAAAGCACAGAGGAGCUCGUGCUCUUGAUGUUAAGGAUGUUCAAAUGUAUUUAGAACGUAAUUGGCACAUGUGGAUACCAGGGUUUGGUACAGAUGAGCUACGUCCGUACAAGAGAGCACCCACAACAGAAGCUCACAAGCAGCGGCUUGCUCUCAUUAGGAAAGCAAUAAAGAAAUAUUAAGGUACCAAAUAAAAUCUGUAAUUUUAUUUCUAUUCCUAGGUUAGCAUAUGGCUGUGUGAAUGUAUAAAAUGUCUUGUAUUUUGUAAUGUGAAUGGUAUGUGAUCAGGUUAGUGUGAGAUAUGAAGUUUGAUUGGUGUGUUCUUACUGCUUACAGUAUGUUUAGCAAGUGUAAGAAUGUAGUUUAUUUCAAAGCAUAUGUGAGUAGUAUGAAAUUUAGAAUUGGUUUAUGAAUUGUGGGAUGACAAGUAUGUGGUAUAUGGUACUGUAUUGUAUUGAUCCAUUCAGUAUAGACUAUAUUUGUUUAGAGUAGAGCUCUAUAACAUUUAAUCAUUCUAGGAUACAAAAUUCUAAUGAUCUUUCUGUUUUCAAACAGACCUAGGAACUACUAAAUCUAAUACAUUUUUUUCUAGUUUUAAUUUUUCACAUUGAUUUUUCAGAAUGAUUAAACUUGGGAGUUGUCUAUAACAUUGCUUCAUAAUGUUCAAAAAGUUAAUCAUACAUUUACUAAAUAAAUUUUGUGUAAUUUAUAAAGAAAUAAGAUUGCACGUAAAAUUUGAAAAAUGUAGAUUAACGGUUUUAAUGAACUUUUUUAACAAAUCUCUCAUUUGUUUUAUUAUUGUAUGUCCAUCCAGUAAUUGGUAUAGAUAUUCUGACACGAUAGACAUUAAAUAUUUGGAUUGGGUAUCGGAUCCACCACAAGGCCUGGUCUCAGACUGGGCCACAGGGGCGUUGACCCCCGAAACCCUCUCCAUGUAUCUCUAGGUAUUACAACAUUUAUUUGGAAAUAUUAAUGCCCAUAGAAGGGUCAUAUAGUGAUUGAGGAUUGGGAGGUAGUAGUCUCAUCCAAGGAAAGGAGGGUAGCUCUCCACUGGCAUUUACCUUGAAAGAUAGGGAUCAUAGCAAGACAUUAAAGCUACCAUAUACACUUGUGUGAAUGUAGAUGUGUGCUAUGCCUUAGGUAAAAGGCCUUGCAUGUGAAAACCAAUCAUCAGAUGACAGUUGAAGACUACAAAUUAAUUUCAUCAUUACAGUUGUUGGUUAGGUAAAUGUCUGGCUUCUACUGUCAUGACUCAUUGUAAUCACAGUCCUUGAGAAAGUUGCCAAAAAAUCAAAAUAUCAUCAUUAAUAGUGAUAAUUUUUAUAGGGUUGAAAUAAUCUUCAAAGAAAAUUUGCAUUGUACAAUAAUUAUUCUAUAAUUUGCAUUUAUUGUUUUAGGAACAUGUAUAUGGUGUGUAGAAUAGCCACCAGGUAAAAAACAUAGACCCCAAGCACUUUGGUUGUGAUGUUCAUUAUCUCAUCAAGGAACAGUUUCUUAUUUUUGUAGAGUCAUACAGUGCCUGACAAAUGGGAUUUAACCCUUUCAUUGUCUGUCACGUUGAAUUACAUAUUGAUUCCAGGGUUCGUUGCAUGUCAUGAGCUCAGCUCAUUCAGAUAAGCUGUGAGCAGUAAAUUUUGGCCUGUGCCUGUGUGGGGAGUGCACAGUAUAAACACAUUCUGUCUUCUGCAAUGCAUGAUGCAGAAAGCACAGCUCUGUCCAUGUGUUUAGUGUAAUAUAGUAACUUGGAGGUGUUUUUAAGAUGGUUUUAUUGACUCUUUCUUGGUAUCAUUUGAUAGAAUAGAAUAUAUUAGAUAUACUACUGAAUAGAGAUGAUUUUGGUUGGUUCUGGGACUGAAAGUAGCUUGAAAUCAGUCUCAAAUUAGUGGAAAUAUUAGAUUUGGCUGGAUAUCCUGAGGAAGGGUAAGGCCCCCCUUACACCUCCCGAGCUGUUUUAUGGGUUUUUACUAGGUCUGACUCGCAUGUUGGGGUUCUGUAAAUCAUGACCAGUCAUUCCUGGUUAUACUUUAUUAUCUGAGAAAUGGGGUAAAUCUUCAAUUUUGUAAUGAUGAAUUAAAAAUGGAAGGCCUGGGGACAUGAUUAAUGGAGAGAGGAAAUGUUUUCAUGCCUGGAAUGUCUAGUGUUUAUUUUACUUUCAAUUGGAAUUUUUUAAUUGUGUAAAAUUGGCCAAAUUAACAACUUCUGUGCACUCUAUUGAGUAGUGGGUGGUUUCUUGUGCUAAGUUGAUAGAAUGGAAGGCAUAUUAACGAAAAAGCUAAGAAUUUGGUUGAAUUGAAUAAUGUUAAUUGGCUUAAAAUAGGACUCGUUUGGCAAAUUGCCAGUGCAUAAAUUGCGCUCAGACCACUUAACUUUUGGCUUGCAUAAUUCCAAAGUUUUCCCAUCAAAUUAAGUAUUUUUGGUGUCAUUACCUUCAGAAAAAGAAUAUCAUUUCAGAUUUUUUAAAAUGUGAACACUAAGCAUUUAAUUCUGGGGUCUGGACAGUGAAAGAGUUAAUCAGAAUUGAUCUAAAGAAGAGAAGGUAAACUCCAAGUUCCUUGGAUCAAGCUCUUCAGCAUCUGGAUGCCCCCUUCCCCUUCCCUUGAAGGGACAAAGUUCCUUAGUCCUUGAUGUUUUGAUAAUGUACAUUAAAAUGCCCUUUCUUCAGUUUAUUUGCUUACUUAAACAGCCAUGAAAAGUAAAUUGUAAAAAUACAAAUUACAGAAUGUACCUAGCUGCUAUUGUUAUUUUUUGUUAGGGGACUUUUAUUCAUUAUUUACACUGAGGUUAAUUAAAAAUACCAAUUUA